This is a messenger RNA of Carassius gibelio (silver crucian carp), 1078 nucleotides long. Its product is annotated as polymeric immunoglobulin receptor. The record is from RefSeq and is a predicted model, not a curated record. The transcript has 5 exons. The coding region runs from base 94 to 864 and encodes 256 amino acids. NCBI's taxonomy places the organism in Eukaryota, Metazoa, Chordata, Actinopteri, Cypriniformes, Cyprinidae.
AAACAUGAUAUAAGACAGAAGUUGACCUGUUACAGUAUACUGCUGUAUCUCAGAGAAAACCUCAAACAGGAAACAUCAGUAAAGAGAAAAGAUAUGGUCUCCUACGCAAAGACAAACAUAUUUUACAUUUCAGUCGGAUUUUGGCUCAGUUCAGUCGGAUUUUGGCUCAGUUUAGGUGUUGAAAGCUACAGCGGUGGGCCAAACCAUACAUUAACUAUUUAUCCUGGAGGAUCUGUCACCAUCCCAUGUUAUUAUGACAAGAAAUACACACAGCAGAAGAAAUCCUGGUACUCAGAGAUUGAUCAAACACACACAUACACAAACACAACAGAGCAGAAUCUGUCAGUAAUUGAUCAUCCUGAUCAGAGUCUCUUUACUGUGACUAUGAGAAACCUGCAGAACAAACACAAUGGAGAUUAUUAUUGUGUUGUGGAGACUAGAGAACAACCAUCGAAUACCAUAUAUGAGCUUUAUCUCAAGAUUCAGUCUGCUCCCGAUGUAUCUUUGAUGAACAGCAGUGUCUCUGGACAUGAAGGUGGUGAUAUCAGUGUUCAGUGUCUCUACAGUUCUGGAUAUCAGAAUAAAGUCAAACAGUGGUGCAGAUAUAAAGAUCAGAGCUGUUACACAGUGGGGAGGACUGACACAUCCCAGAAUUCAUCAGUGCAGAUCAGAGAUGAUGAUGGGAGAAGAUCCUUCACUGUGCUGAUGACUGGACUGAGACGGACUGAUUCUGGCUGGUACUUCUGCUCUGUAGGAGAUGCAAUGAAUCCUGUUUAUCUCACAGUAAUAGAAGAAGAAAGUGUGAACACAGACAUCAGCGCUGAGAAGGACAGAUGGCGUUUCUGUCUGUCCACAUCAAACUGAAAGAUGAGAUGAUUAGAAAAGCAUUGAUAAAAAGAAUUAUGUUCUGCUCUUCUGUGUAUGUGUGCAUGCAUUAGAUGUCUAGAUUUUCUAAACACUUAGUUAAAUGUAUUUAAAUAUGAUUUUAUUUUAUUCAGGCAACAUACAAAUGAGUAAUAUAGCAAUAUAUUUUCUUUCUUUUUUUUCUUGGGUUUGAUCUCGAUUCAGUAUCAAUUAA